This is a messenger RNA of Plasmodium berghei ANKA, 2421 nucleotides long. RefSeq names its product conserved Plasmodium protein, unknown function. The transcript has a single exon. Lineage: Eukaryota; Apicomplexa; Aconoidasida; Haemosporida; Plasmodiidae. The record is from RefSeq and is a predicted model, not a curated record. Bases 1 to 2421 code for a protein of 806 amino acids.
AUGAAAAAAGACAAUGAAGAAGAGGAUAUAGAAUCAGGAGUGAAAAAAAAAAAAAAAAAUGAAGAAACUCCAAACAAUAUUAAUGUUAAUCUUAAUAUUUUGAACAAAAAAAAAAAUUUUCAUAGAAAAAAUCCAAAUGGAAAGCGACGAAAAAAAAAUAUGAUUAUUCCUUUAGAGUCAUCCUUAAAAAAUAAUAAUAACUAUUACAAUGAUCCGUAUACUAAAGUUUGUAUGAAUAAAAAUUAUGAGCAAAAUAAAAAUAUAGGUUAUAAUAACAGAAAUAUAAAAGAAAAUGAUGAAAAUUUGAUAAAAACAAAGAAAUAUAGUAAUAAACAGGCAACAACCAGUUAUAAAAAUUAUGAUGAAGAAGAAAAUUUUAUAAAGAAAAAAAAUAAAAAAGUAUUAGGAGGCAAACAAAUAAUGAAUGUAAACAUAAGAGGGAAUAGUAAGGCCUUGAUUGAACAGGAAAAUAAUAAUAAUAAUCUAGAGAUAAUAGAUAGCGAUAAAAAUGUUCGAAAAAUUAAAAUUAAAACUACAAUAAAUAGGCCUGUAGAAAGAACAAUACCGUGCAUAAGUUAUAGAAAUGACAUUUACCAAUUAAAAAUAGGAUGGUGGAAUUUGGGAAAAAAAUUUAAACUACUUUCUAACAUUGAAAAAUGUAAGGAAAAUAUUAAGGAAAAAUAUUAUAAAAAUCGAAAUAAUUGUAAAAAUAUAUCAUCUACAAUUUCUACAAAUAAAUAUUUUAAUAAAUUUUUGCCUAACGAAUAUUUAUACACACCAACAACAAAUAUAAGUUAUUUUAGAAGUAAAAAUUCAUUAAAUAUUAAAACAAAUCCAGUUAGUGAUUUUCACAAACUAAACUUAAGACCUAUUACUGGUUUUUUGCAAUCAUAUAGAAAAGAAAAAGAUCGAAUAAAUGAAUUAAACCCGCAUGCUAUAAUAAAGGUAUCGAAAUAUCCAUACAUGCAAGAUGGGUAUCAAAACGCAUUAAAUAAUAAUAAUAAGAAGAUUUCCGAAAAAAGUGGAGAAAGAAAAGAUGGGUUAAGUAUUGGUAAAGUCAAUGUUCUCAUUUCGGAUAAAAAAGAUUCAAAUUUAGAUGAUACUUUUGGUUUUUUUGCAAAAAUAUCUAAGAAUGAUAAGCAAAUAGAAGAUAGGGUCAGAAAUAAAGGCGCCCAAUCAAAUUCGAAAAAAGUUCAUAUAAAAUUGAGAAAAAGUGAAUCAAACAAUGAAACAAAUAAAAGGGAAAUAAAUGAAACAAAAAAUGAUAAUCGAAAAAAAAGAAAAAAAAAAAUGAAAAAAUGUACAAAUAUUAAGAAUCAGUCAAACAUAAUAAAAUAUAAUAAAAGGAAUUCUAGUGAUAUUUCUGAUCAUUUUCAAAAUAUCGAAAAAGUAAGAAUAAAAACAGAAAAUUUAAAUUCUUCAAACAAAAGAAUAAAUAAAAAUAUAGAAAUUACUGGAAAUUCAACAUCACCAUAUGAGUCUAAUGAAUCGAGUGAUGAGGGUUUUGUAAAAACAAGAUCAGAAGAAUUUUAUAAAUCUCCAAAAAUCGAACGAGAAGAUUUAUUUGAUGUAGGUAGAAAAAACUCAGAAGAAUUAAGCAUGUGCCAUUUAUCCAAAUCAAAUGAAUCAUAUAAGAGUAACUUAUCAAAAACAACAUACAGCUACAAAAAAAGUCCUUAUGAAAUAAGAAAAAAAAAUAAAUACAUAAAACAAAAAAUGCCACCAAAUUUUAAUAUUAAAGUUAAAUCUAAUGCUAGAAAAAACAUGAAAAAAAAAAGUCAAUACAGAUACAUAAAAUAUAAUGGAGAUAUAAUCAGUGUUAUUAGCAAUUAUAGCAGUAGUAUCGAAGAGUCAGGAAAUGUAUCUUCUGUAUAUAGACACGAAUCAGAGAAUAGAGAAAUGAAAUAUUAUAAAAAAUAUAAUAACAAAAGACAGGAUAAUAGUUGUGAAUGCAAUAAUAAUUAUGCUAAAAACAUAAGCCAACUAAGCAAUGCAAAUAUAAAAAAAAAAAUAAAAAUAUGUAGAUAUAAAAAUGAUAUAAAAAAAAAUUAUUAUAAUACACAAAGUGAUUGUUGUGUAAGUAGUGAAAAUAGGCUAAUGCAAAAUUACAAAGAAUUAAAUUAUAAUAGACAAUUAUAUCGAAAUUUUAAAAAUAGCACCAAUGAAUAUUCUUCAGAAAAUGACAGUGUAUGUAACGAAUACGUAGAUUCAAUCGAAAUGGGCAGCAAACACAAUUUAAGAAAUAGUAGUUUCUACGAGAAAAAAACAAGCAGUGAAAAAUAUAAUUAUCAAAAUCAUCAAAAUUUAGACUAUGAUAUUAAUCACAAUUAUCAGAAUAAUAAUGAUGGCCAUAAAAACAUAAAAAGGUGGGAUUCAUUCCAGUUGGAAAAAGAAUAUGAUGAAUAUUUUUGCAAGUCUUAA